This is a messenger RNA of Penicillium alfredii, 1203 nucleotides long. RefSeq lists its product as uncharacterized. The coding region runs from base 1 to 1203 and encodes 400 amino acids. The record is from RefSeq and is a predicted model, not a curated record. The transcript has a single exon. NCBI's taxonomy places the organism in Eukaryota, Fungi, Ascomycota, Eurotiomycetes, Eurotiales, Aspergillaceae.
AUGUCAAGCGCGAGUUUCCGCCAGGAACCUUUCCGGACGUGGAAUCCUUUCCAGGACAAAUCCCAUUUCCGGGAUUCCCUCAGUAUCCAUCGCUACCCAAGUCCUGUCUCCAUCACUACCAUCUCGCCUUCAUCCAAUUCUAGCGACCUGGCUUCGAAGCAUAAGGAAGCCCAUCCGCACAAAUCUGAGCGGCACCCUCUUCCUGCCCGACCGCCGGUGGAGGUUUGCCUUGAUGGUAGGCGACCUCAGGAGGCCAGCACUCCUCCGCACCAGCCCGCAGUAGAGGACUAUACAUUAUGCGUUGAUCCUGAAACUGAGAAUUUUGGCUUCGAGGAUAUCCUGCAGUUGCAAGAUUUACCAAUUUCUGAAGAUGAAGUCCAUUCCAUGAUUUGUGACAAUGUGGGCCUAGGGUCUCAGCGCCCACUCGGUUUCGAUUCGGAUGAUCUGGGGCUCACUCCCACUCUUGGUUGGCAUUCGCAAGUUGGCAGUGCUGGAAGCCCUUUUCUGACAGGGGGGCAUUCUGACGCGACGAUUGAUCCAGCAAUCCUCGACGAUCACCAACUUCGACAUAUUGAGCAGACACCAGCAACAGCAACAGAGGUAUUCCCCACUAUUGGGACCCCUUCUCCCUGCUCGGCGGAUGGAAUUGCCCCUCGCUGCAGGCGACAAAUUUCGCGAAAGACAGACACACCAGGGCAGCAGCGGUCCAAAAAGGACAGACUUGCUGUCAUCGUUGACAAUCGCCCAACGAACCGGACCGGAAAUUUUACUCGAGUAAAUCAUCGCAAGAAACUCUCAUUUUCUACCUUACGUGAUCAGUUCUCUACGUUGCCCGUUGAAGAGCGGCUGCAGUUCUUGUCCUGGUUGUUCGAGGGUGCCCUAUCUCAAUGCUUCCAUUCGCCUUCUUUCACGAAAGACGCAUCAGCGUCGAGCUGUAUUCCCAGAAGAGAGGAAGCUCCCACUACACUACCGGAACAAUCAAAUGCCGGCACGCAAGUGGUCGAUACAAAACAUACCUAUCGCUCAAGAAAAGGAUUACCAUGGUCCAUAGAAGAAGAUCAGCUUCUGGUGAAACUUAGGCAAGAAGAAAAUCUUUCUUGGUCGGAAGUGAUCAAGCGAUUCAGCCAGGAGUUCCCUGGAAGGAAGCAAGGCUCCAUACAGGUUCACUGGAGCACAACGCUCAGGAAACGGCAACCAUCUUGA